Parnassius mnemosyne (clouded apollo) is the source of this 12558-nucleotide messenger RNA. The record is from the annotation of a GenBank genome assembly. NCBI's taxonomy places the organism in Eukaryota, Metazoa, Arthropoda, Insecta, Lepidoptera, Papilionidae.
AUGCAUAGCAAAAAGAAAAAGAUUAAAUACCACGAUGUGGUAUACGAUAAUACCACAAGAGACGCUAUACCGAAGAGAGGGUACUAUUCAGAACUCGUAGCGAACAUGACUAAAGAAAAUCCUUCCAGAGAAAUGUGCGCAAAGAAAAGAAUGAAGUUAAUAUUACAAGCAAAGACAGACAAGCUAGCUCCAAUGUUGGUGUCCCUGCCGAAACCGCAGAAGCCGAAGGUGUUGAUGCCGCCGGGACGUUGGACCACUUACAGGGAGGACGAUAGCGUUCAAUUUCCUUUCGAAACAUUUGUACCAAAGCUACAGUUUCUGAGCGUUGUACUCCCGAAGGAGCUUCCAAGGUUGGUGAAAAUUGAACGAUUGAGAAGGAAAUUUCUUGCGGCUAAUAUAAAGAAAAUGUUAAGAGAACUCGAAAUACAGCCGUACUGGCUUGUACCGCCAUCGGAAUAUCCGAUCACGGAUCAAGUGCGAUACGGACUGUACAGUCCCUAUCCAAAGCUAGACUUGGAGAUCUUCGAUAACACGGAUUUCGAUUGUAGGACCCCUGAGGAGUGGUUGUCGUUGGGGAACAUUGAAGGAGAACAGUAUCCAUGUCCCGGUUUAGCAUUUAUCCCUAAAGAAGAUGGCUCCAACAGAGGAUCAGGCGACGUUAUACACAUGUUGAACAAUUUGUACGAGUGGAUCAACGUGGCCAUCUUCAGUUAUGACAAGAAGACUGAAAAAUGGGAAGUGAUGGCGUUGGAUGGCUCAAAGCGGCGCUUCAACAUCUCACGUGUGCGGUUGAUGUUCAAAGCGGACGACCCGGAGAACUUUGCUCAGCGAGUCAAGUUCGCUGUCGAUCUACGCAACGAGGUCGAAAACAAUUUAAGGUUCUACUUAUAUUUGGAUUGUAUGAUCCUUCACGGGCUACCGCGUAUACCACUGCAUUAUUUGCCCAAGAUAUUGGAGAUGGUUUGGAUACACAGGCAGGCGAAAGAAGUGGAUCAAGAUCAUUUGAAUAAACUUAAGAACGAGGCGGAGCUGUUAUACAGAAAAAUGGAAGGAAAGUUGAAGAUGAUUUUUAUGAUAAGGAAAUACCCUGAAAUGUAUAACUUUAUUCGACCGCCGUUCAAACAGUACGAGCCCCCGGUGCCCGAAUACGGACGACUGCAAUGUGUCAUGGAGGACUUCCUCGGUCGUCUAAAAUAUAACCAGUGGUACUCUUUGUACGUCCUCACCGAGUCCGUUUCAUGCAUACACAUGGUCGUUGAAGAGUGUCUCAAGGUGGAAUCAAUGUUGUUCUUUACGACGAACUACGGCAGAAAUGUGGGGCUUGCUGAAUUUGAUGCGGCUCAGCAGCAUUGCACACAAAUGAUGCUGAAGUAUCUAACCAUAACUUGGUUAAACAAUACAGCUCAUGCUAUUAGAAUGUCAUUUAGGGACGUUGGAAAGGGUUGGUUCAAUAUAUACGAAAAGAAGUGGCAGUUCUACGAGGUCAGCAAAUUGUGUCGAUUCAUGCAGCUCGUUCGUUUUCGAAUGCAGUAUGCACUACGCUAUUGUAUAGAACAAUCGAUGUCAAUGUUUGUGAACCUAUGCGAGACGCCGUGUCUCUGCACAUAUUGGUGCGAGGACGACUACGAGUGGGACUCGAAGGAUCUCAUCAACUCACCCUUCCGUUCCCAGUCUCCUACGUUGUUUUAUUUCCAUCUAAUGAUGAACGCCGACGGACCCUACUAUACUACACCGCCAGAGCAGUUUGAGAUAGUUAUUCAGCGUUUAUUCCGUGAGAUGUUAUAUCGUUGUCAUUUCAUCCCUCAAGUGCAUCCAAUGAUAAUGACGGGGCUGGUUUUUGAUAAGGAGUUGUUUCUCACAUCUAUAGGUCUCAUGGAACUGAAUGUAGUGGAAUACAGAGAAAGACUAUUGAAGGCAUACAGGAAAGCGAUUAUACCACUAGUGGCGUACAUGCGCCAAUACGAAGGUUACCGAGAUAUUUUCAUGUUGAGCAUCGAGGAGUAUGUCGAAAACUUUCGCCAAGAGAAGCAUUCAGCGUCCGAAACAAGAGAAGAGGUCCAAGUUCAUUAUGAUGCCAAGCAAGAUCUAAUUUUGCGUCUACCACAGUAUAUCAGUAUCGGGCCAUUCUCCAUUAACGUCGAUACAUUAAAGCAAAUAUUAGUAGCAAAACGCACCGACAUUAUGAAGGCACUUCUGACGAUGUGGGCGGAGGAGAUCCGUCUGCAGGUGGACGACGUGAUCGUGGCCUACAAGAGCGUGAUGAGGAAGCUGGGCGAGAAACCCAACACUAUAGAGCACGUGUUCGAGAUACGCGAGUGGAUGGAGUCGAUUCCAUUCGCGCUGAAGACGCAGGAAGACAAUAUGAAGAAAAUUUUCACGGAUCAUGAAGUACUGGAUGUAUUUUUCACACCAUUGGAGAAUGACGACUUCAAGGCACUGUGGGAGGCUGUCGGAUGGCCUCUAACUAUAACUAAACAGGUGGACUCUACAACGGAGUUUUUAGAGGAGGAGCAGGAGAAGUUCUGGAAGCUGCACCAGCAGGACGAGCAGACACUGUUCGAUAAGAUCGACAUGUUCACAUCGCAAUGUAUGGCGCUCACGCUGCAGAACGACAUGACUAAGGUUCACGAGAUCGCAAACGAUAUAAAGAAGGCAUGGAAAGGUAUGAAGGAGGCACAAGAAUGGGGUCGAGUUCUCAAUCAGCGGCAAAAGUUAUUUGGACAGCCUGUUGUUCCUUUCGCGGACCUCAACCGUUUAGUCAAAGAGUUUGAGCCGUACAGAAACUUGUGGGUCACAGCGUCUGAAUUCCUUAAGUCUCGCGAAGUGUGGUUUGAUAAUCCGCUGAUGUACGUGGACGCGGACACAAUCGAGCCUUUAGUCAAUGAAUAUUAUAAAACAAUCGUCAAGUGUAUCCGGACGUUUGCCGAUUUGCCGAAAAUACAGAACGUCGCUUUGGCUAUAAGGGACGACAUUGACGCAUUCAAACCUCUUAUACCGAUAUUGCAAGCGGUCAAAAAUCCCGGCAUGAAGGAAAGACAUUGGAAAGAGUUCAUGGACAGAGCCGGCAUUACAGUCACAAUGAACGAGAAGCAGACGUUUCAGAUGUGCCUUAAACAGGGCGUGGCGGCGCACGCUGAUCAUAUAGCGGAAAUCGGAGAACUCGCUUCCAAGGAGUACGUCAUCGAGCAAGCGCUGGACAAGAUGCUCAAUGAGUGGGCCAACAAGACUAUGGAAAUAACACCAUAUAAAAAUACUGGUACGUUCAUCAUGAAAAUAUCUGACGAAACACUUCAGCUACUAGACGAACAUCUGCUGACCACUCAGCAGUUAGGUUUUAGUCCUUUCAAAGCGGCCUUCGAAUUGAGGAUCCAAGAGUGGGACGACAAGCUGCGCCUCACGCAGAAAGUCGUCGACGAGUGGAUUGAUUGUCAGAAGGAAUGGAUGUAUUUAGAGCCUAUAUUUACAUCUGAAGAUAUCUCAAGGCAGUUGCCAUUCGAGAAUAAAAAGUAUGGCACCAUGGAAAGAAUCUGGAGGAGAAUAAUGUCAUCUGCUGCUGCGUGUCCUAAGAUAAUGGUGACAUGCCCGGACAGCCGUCUCCUUGAUAGCUUGGUAGAGGCUCGACACUUGUUAGAAGUGGUCUCACGUGGACUGAGCGAAUACAUGGAGGUAAAGCGGUUGCGCUUCCCUCGCCUGUUUUUCCUGAGCGACGACGAACUGCUAGAAGUGCUAGCGCAGUCGCGUAACCCACGUGCCGUGCAGCCACACCUCAGGAAAUGUUUCGAGAACAUCGCUAAGGUUACUUUUGAACCAGAUUUGAGGAUAACAGAAAUGCACUCAAGCGAAGGCGAGAUUGUCGAACUGAAAUAUAAGUUCUACCCUACUUCCAACGUAGAGCAAUGGCUUUUGCUGCUUGAGGACACUAUGAGACACACUAUUCGUCUGACACUGAUAGCCGGUUUGGAGGAACUGUAUAAGCUACCCCGGGACCAGUGGGUGCUACAUUGGCCGGGACAAGUGGUGAUCGCAGGAUCACAAACUGCGUGGACUGCGGGAGUUGAGAAUGCCAUUGCUGAUUAUCGCAUGGAGGAAUUUUUCGAGGAAAUGCUUCAACAGUUGGAUAGCCUUCGUGCGCUUGUGAAGGGCGAGUUGACGUUCUUCCAGCGCGAAGUGUUGUGUGCGCUUAUUGUGAUUGAAGUACACGCGCGUGACGUCACUCACACACUCGUGGAGGAGAACGUUAAAAAUGUCACCGACUUCCAGUGGAUUUGUCAACUCAGAUACUAUCAAGUAGUAAAAGAAAUGAUCCCGCUGGAGGAAGGCGAGCUGCCAGAGAUCUACCAGGACGAGGAGCGGCUGGACACGUCGGCGUAUUACCGUCAGUUCAGCCAGAAUAUCUGCCAAGUUCGCGCUCUCAACUCCGUUUUCACCUACCAGAACGAGUAUUUGGGUAACAGUGGAAGACUGGUGAUCACUCCGCUGACGGACCGCUGCUAUCUGACGCUGAUGUGCGCGAUGCACCUUAAGUUCGGAGGCGCCCCGGCGGGACCCGCUGGCACCGGCAAGACUGAGACCACCAAGGAUUUAGCGAAAGCCCUUGCGGUCCAGUGUGUCGUGUUCAAUUGCUCGGACCAGUUGGACUUCAUGGCGAUGGGAAAAUUCUUCAAAGGACUAGCAGCAUCUGGAGCAUGGGCCUGCUUUGAUGAAUUCAAUCGUAUAGACAUUGAAGUGCUUUCGGUGGUAGCUCAGCAGGUGGUUACAAUACAAAAGGCCCAAAUCGCCAAACUGGAUAAAUUCAUGUUCGAGGGCUGCGAGCUCCCAUUAAAAGCGUCGUGUUCAGUUUUUAUUACAAUGAAUCCAGGAUACGCUGGACGCACGGAACUACCAGACAACUUGAAAGCCCUUUUCCGCCCCAUUGCCAUGAUGGUGCCGGACUACGCUCUCAUAGCGGAGAUUUCCUUGUUCUCUUACGGCUUCUCCGAGGCGAAGAUUUUGGCGGGCAAGAUCACCACCACAUUUCGGCUCAGCUCUGAGCAGCUGUCUUCACAGGAUCACUAUGACUUCGGCAUGCGAGCGGUGAAGACUGUGAUACUUGUUGCGGGCAACCUCAUCAGGCAAAUGCCCGAUGGUGAUGAGAGACAGAUUGUACUGCGCGCUUUGAGAGAUGUCAACGUGCCCAAGUUCCUUGCCGAUGAUCUGUUGCUGUUCAAUGGCAUAAUAUCAGAUCUCUUCCCACGCGUUGAGAUACCAGUGGUGGACUACGGAAUCAUGGAACAGUCGAUCAGGAAUAUGUUGGUGAAAAGAGGUUACGACGAACUGCACUCGUUCAUUUUUAAAGUCAUACAACUGUAUGAGACUACAGUAGUGCGGCAUGGCUUGAUGUUGGUUGGACCCGCCGGAGCGGGUAAAACUAAGUGUUACGAGGUGCUACGAGAUGCGUUAACUGCUAUAAAGGGGAAGAUGGCACCUGACGGGUUCCCGUUCACUCCGGUCCACACAUUCGUGGUGAAUCCCAAGUCUAUCACCAUGGGUCAAUUGUAUGGAGAGUUCGAUUUGCAAACGCAUGAAUGGACGGAUGGUAUUCUAUCGAGCUUGGUGCGAGCUGGUAUUGCUGUAGAAGAUAUGGAUAAGCGCUGGUACAUUUUUGACGGGCCUGUUGACGCGGUGUGGAUAGAGAACAUGAACACAGUACUUGACGACAACAAGAAGCUCUGCCUCUCCAGCGGUGAAAUCAUGAAACUGACAGAUCGUCAGAGAAUGAUUUUUGAGGUAGCGGAUUUGGCAGUCGCUUCACCGGCAACUGUAUCUCGAUGUGGGAUGGUCUACUUGGAUACGGAGGUUGUCCAUUUGCAACCACUGGUAAAUGCCUGGAUGAAGAGCAAUUUACCAUCAGUUACUGACAACAUCCGCAAGCUUCUCCCAGGUCUUAUUCACACGUAUCUCUACCCGGCGCUAGAAAUGCUACGAGCAAACUUGACCGAGAUCGUGCCGUCCAUUGACUCGGCACUUGUGCUCAAGUUCCUGGAGUUGUUGGACUUCAGGCUUAGACCUCUCACUGGGAAAGACGACCGGCCGCCACCGCCAGCGAACUUUCUCGCUUUGAUGCCGAAAUUGGCACCGUGCUGGGUGGUGUGGUCGGUGAUCUGGUCGGUGGGCGCUACGUGCGACCAUAAUGGUCGCGCACUUUUCUCCAAAUUCAUGCGCGGACUAAUGGAGGAGGCGGGAAUGAAGCCGCUGUUCCCUAAGGAGGGGCGUGUAUAUGACUAUACAUUACAUGAUGGAGGCUUUACGGAUCCGACGGAUGAUGGAGAACCAGCUAAUCCGUACUGGUAUAGCUGGAUGGCCAAAGUGGAGGAGUAUGAAGUGGAUCCAGAGAAACCUUACGCUGACAUCGAAGUGCCAACGCUGGACAACGUACGCAGCGCAGCACUGCUUGGCUACAAGGUGGUCAACUACAACCACGUUCUGUGUGUUGGUCCGACUGGCACUGGCAAGACCCUCACUGUUACCGCCAAGCUCACGCGCGGCCUCCAUAAGAAGUUCAUCUGCGAGUUCCUCGUCUUCUCCGCGAGAACCUCUGCGAAUCAGACCCAGGACGUGAUAGACAGCAAGUUGGAGCGACGUCGCCGUGGCGUGUUUGGACCGCCGCCCACCAAACGCCAGGUGUUCUUCAUCGAUGACCUCAACAUGCCCGCACUUGAGGUUUACGGCGCCCAGCCUCCGAUUGAGUUGCUCAGGCAGUUUAUGGACUUCUCAGGCUGGUACGAUCGAAUCAACAUCGGAGAGUUCAAGACACUGGUAGAUGUGGGCGUGGUGGCGGCCAUGGGCCCGCCCGGCGGCGGCAGGAACCCCAUCACCAUGCGCCUCAUGCGGCACUUCCACUACAUUUCAUUCACCGAGAUGGAGUACAGCAGUAAGUACGCAAUAUUCAGUGUGAUACUGCACUCUUGGACGAAGAACUUCAAAGAAGUUACCGUUAGAGAAGAUCCUUUCAUCAAAAGCUCGAUCGAUAUCUUCAGUUCUUUGGUAGAUGAAUUGUUACCAACACCAACGAAAUCACACUACACUUUCAAUCUUCGGGACUUGAGCAAAGUGUUCCAGGGAAUUCUGAUGAUGGAUCCGCAUGCCAUAGAGGAUGAGGAUCAAGUGAUAAGGCUGUGGUAUCAUGAGCACCUGCGUGUAUAUCAAGAUCGUCUCGUUAACGACGAAGAUCGGCAAUGGUUCGUCAGGUUGCUGAAUAAGAAGAUUCAAACGGAAUUUGGUAAGAAACCAGAUGACAUCAUUGGCGGACGACUUAUGCUCUUCGGUGACUUUAUGGAUAUUGGUAGUGAUGAAAGAAAGUACGUCGAGAUCAACGACCGUGAAGAGCUUAACGACGUGUUAAAGCACUAUAUGGACGAUUACAAUCUGUCGUCUACUGUGCCAAUUGAUUUAGUGCUGUUCGAGGACGCGGUGGCGCAUCUCUGUCGAAUCGCACGAAUCGUGCGUCAGCCGAUGGCCAAUGCUCUGCUAUUGGGAAUGGGAGGUUCAGGUCGACAGAGCCUGUCACGUUUAGCGGCGCAUAUAGCGGAGUUGAUGUGCAUACAGAUUGAGAUCACGAAAGCAUACGGUCAAACGGAGUGGCGAGACGACAUAAAGCAAACCAUGAUCAAGGCGGGUGGAGACAACAAAGGGAUUGUAUUUCUUUUCUCUGACGCUCAGAUAAAAAUGGAAUCGUUCCUCGAGGACCUGAACAAUAUACUAAGUUCGGGCGACGUGCCGAACAUCUACGAGGCGGAGGACCUGGACCGCAUAUUCCAGCUGGUGCGGCACGCGGCCAUGGAGCAGGGGCUGGCGGCGAGCCGCAGCAACCUGCUGGCCUGCUACCAGCGCCGCGUGCGCACCAACCUGCACAUCGUGCUCGUCAUGAGCCCCGUCGGGGAGGUAUUCCGUGCACGGUUGCGUCAGUUCCCAUCGUUGGUUAACUGUUGCACGAUCGACUGGUUUAGUGAGUGGCCCAAGACAGCACUACAGUCCGUUGCCAGGCACUUCUUCGAUAAUAUGGUCGAAUUGCAAACCACUGAGUCGGUUAUGAGUGCGAUGGUUUCUGUGUGCUGUUUUGCGCAUGAAAGCGUUGUGGACGCGAGCGCCAAGUUUUUGGCGCAGCUGAAUCGGUUAAACUACGUUACUCCGAUGUCUUACAUGGAGAUGCUUUCUGCGUACGAGGAGAUGUUCAGGAAAAAGCAGGCCGCCAUACUGAAGGAAUCUAAUGCGCUCAAAACUGGAUUGGACAAGUUGAACCAAACUGAAGUUGAAGUUAAGCAGCUGCAAAUAGAGCUCGCUGAACUGAAGCCCAUGAUGGAGAGAGCAGCUGAAGAGACCGAGAAAGUCAUCGAGCAGAUUGCGACUGACACAGCUAUUGCGGAGGAAGCAAGAAUUAAAGUAGAAAAAGAGCAAGCAGUAGCAGAAAAAAUGGCAGCUGAAACAUCUGCGAUGGCUGAGGAUGCUCAAAAGGAUUUAGAUGAAGCAAUGCCAGCGCUGCGAGCAGCUGAGAAAGCUCUGCAAGAAUUAAACAGGAACGACAUCGUCGAAGUUAAAGCGCUUAAGAAACCACCGGCUGGUGUUGUGCUCGUCAUUGAAUCACUCUGUGUCGUGUUCGAUAUUAAACCGAUUAAAGAACCUGGAGCGAAGUUUGGUGAAAAAGUCCUGAACUACUUUAAGCCGGGCACCCAAAUGUUAGCAGAUCCUACGGCCUUCCUAGAUUCCCUUUUGAAGUUUGACAAAGAGACCAUCACCGAGGACAUGGUUAAAAAACUCAAACGUUUUAUUCAGAAUCCGGACUACGAACCGGCGAAAAUACAGAAGGUUUCGAAGGCUUGCAUGUCAUUAUGCAUGUGGGUGCACGCCAUGUACAAGUACUACCACGUGAACAAAGCCGUCGCGCCUAAGAAAGAGGCACUUAAUCGGGCCACGAAAGAGCUCGCUGCUGUUGAAGCCAUGCUUGCCAAUGCUAAGGCUAAGAUGCAAGCGCUAUUGAUGGGAAUUGCGAAACUCAACGCCUAUCUCAUAGAGAAGGAAGAAGAGAAGAAGAAAAUGGAAGAGGACAUUAAUCAAUGUCUUGCAAGAAUGGAUCGAGCGAACAGAUUACUUAACGGACUAUCCAGCGAGAGAGUCCGUUGGAUUCGUACUAUCAAGGAGCUGGAUGUUGGCAUUGUCAAUUUAAUUGGAGACAUUCUACUUAGUGCUUGUGCCGUUGGCUACAUAACACCUUUCACGGAAGAAUUUCGUAAAGAGUUACUCAAUCAAUGGAUUCAACACAUGAAGGAGGUGGCAGUUCCACAUACGGAAGACGCUACGCCUCUUUCUAUUCUCGGCGACGCUGUACAGAUUAGGACGUGGCAGAUGUACGGGCUGCCACGCGACCCACUGUCGGUGGAGUCAGCGGUGCUCAUGAGCAACUCGCGCCGCUGGCCGCUCAUCAUCGACCCACAGACGCAAGCCAACAAAUGGAUACGUGCUAUGGGCAAAAUAGAGGGUCUUAUAGUUUGCAAGCCAAACGAUAGAGACUUGCUAAGAAACUUUGAAUCGGCAUUAAGGUUUGGAAAGCCGCUCCUCUUGGAGAACGUCGGACAAGAACUUGAUCCAGCGCUAGACCCUGUAUUGAAGCGUCAAUACUUCCGCCAAGCAGGUCAACUGGUACUCAAGCUUGGCGAUUCUCUGAUCCCUUUCGCGGCUGGGUUCCGUCUCUAUAUUACUACUAAGCUACCCAAUCCCAAAUACACUCCCGAGACCUCAGUGAAGGUGCAGAUUGUGAACUUUGCACUUGUGCCCAGCGGUCUGGCUGAACAGCUGCUGUCAAUCGUGGUGGCACAAGAACGACCAGACCUGGAGGAGCAGCGCGGCCAGCUCAUAGUGACCCGCGCUCAGAUGGCCACACAGCUGGCCGACAUGCAGGCAGACAUACUGUACGGAUUGUCCAACAGCGAGGGCUCGCCCGUCGACGACCUGCCCCUCAUAUUGACCCUGGAGGCGAUAAAGAUCAAGAGUGCUGAAAUUAUUAUAAAAGUAGAAGACAUAGAACGCACAACAAAGGAGAUAGACGAUGCUCGACAGGGCUACGUGCCAGUGGCGAACAGGGGACAGAUUUUGUUCUUUUGCCUGUCCGGUAUGGCCAACGUGGACCCCAUGUAUCAGUACUCGCUGGAGUGGUUUGUGAAGCUCUUCGUUCGGAGCAUGGCUGAGACUGAACCUAAUGAUGACAUUAUUGAACGAGUGGAGAUCAUCAUAGAGCACUUCACGUUUCUUCUAUACCAGAAUGUUUGCCGCAGUCUCUUUGAGAAGCAUAAACUGCUGUUUGCUUUCUUAGUCUGUGCGAGAAUUAACUUGGACAAAGGAAUCAUUAAGAAUAACGAAUUUAAUUUCUUGGUUAAUGGUGCCAAGAUUGAAGAGGAAUUAGAAAAUCCUGAGCCGAAGUGGGUGUCCGAACGUGUGUGGCUGGAAAUGCAGCAGCUCGCAUCUGUUCCAAGUAUGCAUCAGUUCGUGAAGGAUUUUGCAGAGCAUCUCAAGUUUUUCCGCACUUACUACGAAUCCUGGAAUCCACACAGACUACCCUUUCCAAAGCCACUGGAUAGUCAGCUGGACGCUUUCCAGAAGCUCCUGGUACUAAAGUGUAUUCGCCCGGACAAAUUGAUUCCUGGACUUCAGGACUACGUGGUGAGCGGGCUGGGCGGCAGGUUCGUGGAGCCGCAACCGGCGGACCUGGGCGCGCUGUACGCCGAGUCGGACCCGCUGGCGCCCGUCAUAUUCGUGCUCUCCACUGGCACUGACCCUGCUGCCGAUCUUCUCAAAUUCGCAGAGAAAAUGAAGAUGGGCAAACGUUUUGAAAGCAUUUCUUUAGGUCAGGGUCAAGGACCGAUUGCCGAGAACAUGAUGAAAGUUGGUUGUGACUUUGGCAACUGGGUUUUCUUUCAGAACUGCCACUUAUCACCAUCGUGGAUGCCGGUUCUGGAGCUCAAUGUCGAAAAUAUUCAACCGGAGAGUGUUCACAAAGAUUUCCGUUUGUGGCUGACUUCCACGCCGUCGCCGUUCUUCCCCGUCGCGUUACUGCAAAACGGUUACAAAAUGACAGUGGAGCCGCCGCGUGGUAUUAAAGCAAACUUAUUGAAGGCAUAUAUGAAUCAAGUUCCUGAUUUCGUCGAUUAUUUCAAUUCUAGUGAUAGCAAAGUGCAAAACUUUAAGUGGCUGCUAUUCUCGCUGUGUCUGUUCCACGGUGUUGUGUUGGAGCGUCGUAAAUUUGGACCCCUCGGCUUCAACAUACCUUACGAGUUCACCGACGGUGACCUUCGGAUCUGUAUCUCGCAGCUUCACAUGUUUCUCACUGAGUACACCGAGGUUCCGUUGCGGAUGCUAACAUACACUGCUGGGCACAUCAACUAUGGCGGUCGUGUCACUGACGACUGGGACCGACGCUGCUUGCUCUACUUGCUGGCGGACUACUACACCUCGGCGGUGCUCAGUGAACGAUAUUGUUUCGAUGAGAGUGGAGCCUACAAGCAGCAACCAGCGUCGGCAACGAUCGAAGACUACACGACGUACAUCCGCACGUUGCCUCUCAACGACGACCCCGCGCUCUUCGGACUGCACAGCAACGCGAACAUCAGCUACGCAGUCUCUGAGACACAGUAUUGUAUAAACACCUUACGCGAUCUUCAACCCAAAGAGGUGAGUAGUGAUGGAGGAAUCUCUACGGAAGAGAAGACGGAAAGAGCGGCAAAAGAUAUUCUAGAAGUACUGCCGUCUCAGCUCGAUUUGCAUUUUAUAUCAGAGAAUUAUCCGGUAUCAUACAAGGAGUCGUUGAAUGCUGUGCUGAUACAAGAGGCAAUACGAUAUAACAAAUUGUUGAACGUAAUCGACCACUCUCUGAAGGAUUUGCUGAAAGCUUUGAAGGGCCUUGUUGUAAUGUCGGAGGCGUUGGAGAGUAUGGCAGGGAGUCUUACACGGCAAGCGGUCCCGACAAUGUGGAGCUCUAAGGCUUAUCCCUCGCUCAAACCGUUAGGUGCCUGGGUCAAGGAUCUUUGUCAACGCGUGCACUUCAUGCAACAGUGGGCUGAAGGUGGAAUUCCGAAAGUUUUUUGGAUCUCUGGCUUCUACUUCCCGCAGGCGUUCCUCACCGGUGCUUUGCAGAACUACGCGAGGAAACACGUCAUCGCUAUCGACACAGUUUCUUAUGCCUUUGAGCCCCUGGCAAGUCCGCCGAGUAAGAGGCCAGAAGACGGGUGUUGUGUCCGCGGUCUAUUCCUAGAGGGUGCGCGCUGGAGCGUCGCCGACAUGGCGCUGGAGGAGAGCCGCGCUAAGGAACUGUACACAGAAAUGGCCAUCAUCUAUAUGAAGCCGGAGCAAGGUCACAAACUUCAGCAGGGACUGUACGAGUGCCCAACAUACAAAACCCUGCUUCGUGCCGGCACUCUGUCUACCACGGGCCACUCCACCAACUACGUGAUGACCAUAGAACUGGCUACGCACAAGCCACAAGCGCAUUGGAUCAAACGCGGAGUCGCACUCUUUUGCGCUUUGGACUAUUAA